AAAAGGCCUCAUUUCUCGCGUUGCUUCCUCUUCAUAGAGCGGAAGGGCAAAGCGACUGAAGAAGCCAUGGCCGUUGGCGAGGAGCCGGUUAAGGAGAAGAAGACCAGGCCGGCGAAGGUCCCUAAGGAGAAGAAGCCCAAGGAUUCCAAGUCCGCCGGCCCCGCUCAUCCUCCUUAUUUCCAGAUGAUCAAAGAGGCGAUUUUGGCCUUGAACGAAAAGACUGGAUCGAGUCCCUACGCGAUCGCCAAGUUCAUGGAGGAGAAGCACAAGGGAGUGCUGCCGGAGAACUACAAGAAGGUUUUGUUCGUCCAGCUGAAGAACUUCACAUCGAAAGGGAAACUCUUGAAGGUGAAGGCCUCGUUCAAGCUGUCGCAGACCGGAAAGGACGAGAAGAAGAAGAUGGAGGUUGCUAAGAAACCUGAGAAGAAGCCCGAGAAGGAAGCGAAGAAGCCGAGGGGGACCAGGAAGAGAAAGGAGGUUUCAUCUGAGACUCCUUCAAAGAAGGUUCCCAAGGCGCCCUCGAAACCUAAAAGAGCUCCGGCGAAGAAGGCAAAGUCACUGGCGGUUUCUCCGAAACCCAAGCAGCCGAAGUCGAUCAAAUCCCCGGCGGCGAAGAGGACCCGGAAGGCCUCAGCUUGAUGGUGUCAUCCUGAUUCCUGCGACGAGAUCGAUGCCCUCUUUGUAGAUAAACUAGUUUCAGUCUCCUCCUUCCUCGUAGCUUUAUGCAUCUCUCUACUUUGUGGAUAGAUAAACUCUGAUCAUAGUUUCUGCUUGUACAUGGUUACUGCAGUUCUAAAUCUCGUUUCAAGUUUCGAUUUUGGUCAGGCCUGUGUUUAUUUGGUAUAAAUUGUACCAGAAAUCUUAACAAAAUUCGAUCUUGACACUGCACCUUAA
This is a messenger RNA of Zingiber officinale, 894 nucleotides long. RefSeq names its product histone H1-like. The transcript is spliced from 2 exons. The record is from RefSeq and is a predicted model, not a curated record. Lineage: Eukaryota; Viridiplantae; Streptophyta; Magnoliopsida; Zingiberales; Zingiberaceae. Gene Ontology annotation, molecular function: double-stranded DNA binding; structural constituent of chromatin; nucleosomal DNA binding. Bases 67 to 639 code for a protein of 190 amino acids. Gene Ontology annotation, cellular component: nucleus; nucleosome. Gene Ontology annotation, biological process: negative regulation of DNA recombination; chromosome condensation; nucleosome assembly.